Molecule: messenger RNA, 3005 nt
Organism: Ascoidea rubescens DSM 1968
Lineage: Eukaryota; Fungi; Ascomycota; Saccharomycetes; Ascoideales; Ascoideaceae
Product: Zn(II)2Cys6 transcription factor
Exons: 1
Biological process (GO): positive regulation of transcription by RNA polymerase II; DNA-templated transcription
Cellular component (GO): nucleus
Molecular function (GO): DNA-binding transcription factor activity, RNA polymerase II-specific; sequence-specific DNA binding; zinc ion binding
Source: RefSeq, a predicted model, not a curated record
AUGGCCAAUAAUCGUUCUUUCUCUUCUCAAGACAAUUUUGAUUCUUUUCAAAACUUGAUGGACUCAUUAAACAUGAAUUCCGAUCAUUCUAAUCUUAACACCUCUAAUAACUCUUUGUCUGCUCCUACAAACCAAUCCCUGAAUUUAAAUCACAACAGAAACCUGAAUAUAAAUCAAAAUUUAAACCACAACUUAUUGCAACAUCACCCUUUGCCAAUUUCGAAUCAAGAUGUUUCUUCUAAUUCAAACUCAAAUCCAAAUCUAUUAAACCAUAAUAAUCUCAACAAUAUUAGUAACUAUAACACUCUUAAUACUUUAAACACUCUUAGCAAUCUUAACAAUCUUAACAAUCUCAACAAUCUCAACAAUCUUAACAAUCUUAACAAUCUCAAUAACCCCAAUAAUCCGAACGCUGUAAUUAACCCUACUACCAACGAUAAUAAUGACACUGACAACUCAAAGAUAACAGUUUAUCGAAGGUCUUCGGAUAUCAAUUUAAAAUUAACCACUUUAAAACAGUCUAGAAAAAGAAAAUCAGAGCAGUCUGUGAAACCUAGAUUAAGAGUAAAUAAAGCUUGCGAUAGGUGCAAAAGACAAAAAAUUAAAUGUGAUGGUCAACAACCCUGUGUUACUUGCAUUAAACACAGUCAUUCAUGUUCAUAUUCUCAAACCUCAAUUGGAAACAAUACUAACAACUCUAGCAUCAAUAACACUAAUAUCAACAGCAAUUCCAACAGUGCCAACAGCACUAGCACCACUAUUAAUAACAGCACUAAUAAUAGUAACAAUAAUACUGAUAAACCCUACACAAUAAAUAACAAAGGCGAUAACUUUAAAAAGUUCGAUAACAAUAAUGAUGAUAAUGACAAUAAAAAUCUUCAUUCAAAUUCAAAUUCAAAUUACAUCCAAUAUUUAGAAAAUAAAGUAAGAUUCCUUGAAAACGUAAUAAAUAAUAAAAGUAACGACUCAAUCAACAAUUCAUUCAACAACCCAAUUAAUCUAGUAAAUAAUCCUAAAAUUAACUCCAACAUCCAAUAUAAUAACAAAAAUCAUAACAACUUAGACCCGGAUAUCGAUAAUUUUAAUAUUGAUAGCGACUAUGGCUACAAAGAAGACAAUGUAUACCUUUUCAGCGCAAAUAAAUGGAGAUUAAUGAGAAAAUAUCACAACAUCAUAGCAAAGGAUUUAGGCCAGCUACUAUACAACUCUUUAUCUACUCAAUCUCAAAAAAAAGUAAUAGAACCUAGAACACAAUUUUACGCUUGGAACAUGAGCGGUUCCCAUUAUUUAUCUCAAAGAAUUUUACCUCCAUUCAAUUGUUUGAUCAAUGAUAUAAUACUAAGUGACAAAUUAGUCAUGUUUUUUCUCGAUGCAAUUAAUCCUCUUUUUACUAUUCUACAUAAAAAGGUCUUUCUUGAACAGUACAACACUUAUAUGAAAACUUUACACCUUAAAAACCAAAAUAGAAAUACAAGAUUAUUCACUGCCAUUUUAUACAUAGUUUAUGCCAUAUCUUUCAGAUUCUUGGAAUUCUCUCAACUAGAUCAAUCCUUAGGAAUUGAAAUUCCCAAAAGUUUAGAAGAAAAUUUAUUUGAUUGUGCUCAUAAUAUUAUCCAAAAAUUAUCCUUUGAAUGGGAAUCUUUUGAAAUUAUUCAAGGCUGGUUGCUAAUAACCUUUUAUCUUAGAACAACUCAUCGUCAAACCUCUUCCUACUUUGCUUUAGGUUGCGCAAUCAGAAUGGCUUUGGGUAUGUCUUUAAACUUUUCAAAUUUUGAUUUGAAAGAAAAUAUUAAACCUUACGAUAAAAUUAAAGCAAAAAGAAUAUUUUGGUGUGUUUAUACUUGGGAUAAAUUAUUUGGAUUUCAAAGUGGUAGAACUGAUUCUAUUAAAGACUAUGAAAUUAAUCUAGAAUGGCCAACAAUGGAUUUUGAAACUGAAAAAGACGGUUGGUUAACAAUUGAGAGUUUGGCUAUGAUUCAUUUAGCUAGAAUUUCUAGUAAAUUACAACCGUUUAAUUCUCAUGCUUUACAUUUAUCUGAGAUUUAUAAGAUUAAAACAUAUUUAGAAAAAUGGAAUAACUGGAUGCUCAAAAAUAAUAUUAAUAAUGAUUUAAUUCAAAUUGAAAAUUCCAAUUUUUCAAAUAAUAUUGAAAAUAACAACUUGGAUCAAAUUUAUAAACUAUUACUUAAUUCUCAGUUAAGAUUUCAUUAUUAUGAUUUGUUAUUAGGUUUGAAUUCUAGAAGUUUAAUGCCAUUUUUAAAUAAAAAAGUAAACGUUCAAAGUUUAUCGAUUGAAACCGUUGUUGAUUCGUGUGAACAAAUUUUAAAAGUCUUUAAUAUUGUUUAUAAUUUUAACAAAUUAUUGCUUAAUGGGGGCUCUCCUCCAAAUCAAAAUAGUGUCAAUUUAAUAUUGACGCCCUGGUAUUUGAAUUUGUCAUUGUUAUUCAAUAUUGGAAUAAUAUCACUUUUACUUAUUAAUAAUGGGUUGUUUUUAUCUAAAGCCAGAGUUUUUUUAAAAUUUUCAAUCAAUUAUAUUACAAUUUUAAGAUCACCAAAAUUGGAUAUAAUAAAUAAAAACGGAAAACAAACCCAAGUUAUAAAAUUCGACGACAAGAUUAAUAUGGCAAAGGAAAGUUUAUGGGUAUUAAAAAUGAUGAACCAUAUGAUGACACUACAAUUUAAAGAAAGUUAUGAGGCAUUAUUAAAUAUUGGUAUUGAUCAUGGAUCAAAUGAUGUAAACAUUGACAACUUUUCUCAAUUUGGAGUGAACGAUAGAAAGGACUCGAUGCAAUUUGUGAAUCCUAAUAUUAAUAACAAUAACAAUAAUAACAAUAAUAACAAUAAUAAUAAUAAUAAUAAUAAUAAUAAUAAUAAUAAUAAUAAUAAUAAUAAUAAUAAUAGUAAUAAUAGUAAUAAUAGUAAUAGUAAUAAUAAUAAUAAUAAUAAUAAUAAUAACAAUAACCAAACAAUGAAUAGAAAUGAUUUUUUGCAAAGAAUUUUAAACAA